AUGGCGACAAGUGACAGCCGCCCCUGCCCGGGAUCCGCCCCCCGCCAUCCCGGGGACACCGCGGGGUCCCGUGUCCCCAAACCCAGCGGGUCCCGUGUCCCCCAAAACCCCCCUGGGGACACCGCGGGGUCCCGUGUCCCCAAACCUCCCGGGGACACCUCGGUCCCCCCCGACCCCCCCGGUCCCUCCCGUCCCCCCCGGGCUCGGCGGAGGCUCCGCGGCAGCUCCGGGGCUCGGAGCCCGCCCGGAGAGCGCCGGAGGAGUUUUAGGGUGAUUUUGAGGGGAUUUGGCGUUGAUUUUCGUGGAUUUUCUGGGAAUUUUGAUGGGAUUUUUGGGGGGAUUUUUACGGGAUUUUUGGGGCGAUUUUUACGGGAUUUUUGGGGGGAUUUUGGGGUCUCACCCCAUCCUUCCCCGCAGCCCGCGGGCGCCUCCAGCCCCAUCGUGCUGCUCCAGGAUGUCACCGCCACGCUCCGAGCGCUGCCCUCGCUCCGGGACAAACCCAAAACCAUCCGGGUCAUCACCAGGGACCUCAUCCGGGAGCUCAUAAUUCCCAGGGAUCGGUCCCCGGCCUCGCUCAUCAUCGGCACCAAGGAAUUCCAGCGGAUCCAGGAGGAGGCUCAGGCUCCGGGGCGGCAGCGCGCGGAUCGGCUGCGGAUCCUCAAAUCCCGCCAGGACGCGGCUUUUGAGCAGCUGCGGCGCGUGCGGAGCGCGGAGCUGGGCAGGGACGAGCAGCAGGACAGGGACAGGGACAGGGACACGGACCAGGACAGGGACACGGAGCAGCAGGAGGAGGGGGAGAAUGUGAAAAAGAUUUCAGACCACUCCAGCCCCAUCGUGCAGCUCCGGGACGUGAGGAGCGCCCCGGGCCCGGUGCCCUCGCCUCAGGACAAACCCAAAACCAUCCGGGUCUUCACCAAGGACGUGGUCCGGGAGCUCGUAAUUCCCAGGGAUCGGUCCCCGGCCUCGCUCAUCAUCGGCACCAAGGAAUUCCAGCGGAUCCAGGAGGAGGCUCAGGCUCCGGGGCGACAGCGCGCGGAUCGGCUGCGGAUCCUCAAAUCCCGCCAGGACGCGGCUUUUGAGGCACGCAGCCGGGCCCGCAGGGAGGAGCAGCGGCAGGAGGAGCUGCGGGAGGCUCAGGCCUGCUCGGAGCUGGAGCGGGAGCAGGAGCGGGAGCGCCGGGAGCUGCUGGAGCGCGCGGCCGGGAUGAGGCUGGAGCAGGAGGACGAGAUGCGGCACCUGAACUCGCUCCUGCUGAGUGCCCGCUGCAGCUCCAUCCUGGACCAUCAGCUGGCAGAGAAGCGGCAGAUGCAGGGGGAGCUGCGGGCGGAGGAGCAGCGCCUGGAGCGGCUCAUGGACAGCGAGCGGGAGAAGGAGCUGCAGCUGCAGGAGGAGCUGGAGCGCAGCAGGAAGCAGGAGCUCAUCAGCACCAAGCUGGAGGUGCUCCAGCAGAUGGAGGAGCGGCAGGAGCAGCGGGCACUGAGGGCUGAGCAGAAAUUCCAGGAGGGCCAGAGGUUCCUGGAGCACCUGGAGCAGAUGAAGAGGGAGGAUCGCGAGGCCUGGCAGCAGCAGCAGCAGCGCAAGCGGCAGCUCCUGGCCGAGAUGAAGGCGGUGGACGCGGAGAACGAGCGGCUGCGACAGCGCGACAGGGAGCGCGACAGGCGAGCGGAGCUGCGGGCCCUGGAGGAGCAGCGCCAGAAGGGGGAGCGGGACGCGGCGCUGGAGGCGGAGCGGGCGCGGCUGCGGCGGGAGCGGCAGCGGGAGCUGGAGCGGCUCAAGGCCACGCAGGAGCACGAGCGGGGCUGGCAGGAGGAGCAGGAGGCCCUGCGCUGCAGGCGCAGCCAGGAGGCGGCGGAGCGGGAGUGGCGGCGCCGGGAGCUGCAGCGGGAGCGGCGCCGCGCGGAGCUGCUGCAGGAGCUGCAGCGGGGCCGCCGCGAGCAGGCGACACAGCGGCGACAGCAGCUGGCACUGGCACUGCAGCGGGAGCGCCGCGACUUCCUCGCCAUGCUCAGCGCCCAGCAGGAGCAGCUGGCCCGGGAGCAGGACCAGCAGCUGGCACGGCAGCGGGCACAGCGCGCCCACGGGGAGGCGCUGCAGGAGCAGAUCCGGGAGUCGCGACAGCGGCGACAGGCGCGACAGAGCCGCGGCCAUCGAGGAGGGACAGUGGGAGCUGUCACGGGCACGGGAGCGGGCAGAGCACCUGGCACAAGUGGGACAGCAGAAACUGCAGCGCCUCAGGGACAGCGGGGUGCCCGACAGGUACUGUGCCCUGGUGGAAAAGAGGGCCUGGGGCACGGCCAGCACUGCCACCUCCUGAUGCCACCCUGCCACCUCCUGAUGCCACCCCUGUCACCUGCUGAUGCCACCUCUGAUGCCAGCUGCCAUUCCCCAGGGAUCGGGGGAGCAUUGCCCUUUUUUCCAUGGUUUGAACCCAUUUUUUCCCUCUCUUUUUACCCAUUCUUUUAUAGAUUUUAACCCAUUUCCCCCCUAUUUUAACCCUCUUUAAUCCUUAUUUUUUCCCAAUUUUAAUCCCUAUUUUAACCAAUUUUCAUAUAUUUAACCCAUUUUCCCCCUAUUUUUCCUAAUUUUAAUUUCUAUAUUUCUCCAUUUUUAAUCCCUAUUUUUUCCCAAUUUUAAUCCCCAUUUUUACCAAUUUUACCCCCUAUUUUAAACCCAUUUCCGUUUAUUUUUAACUUAUUUUUACCCCUAUUUAACCCUUUUUACACCUAUUUGUAACCCUUUUAAACCCAUUAUCCCAAUUUUUAGCCCAUUUUUAUGUGUAUUUUUAACCCAUUUUAAAACCCAUUUUUACCCCUAUUUUGCCCCAUUUUAUCCCUAUUUUUACCUAAUUUUUUGUUCAUAUUUUUAAUCCAUUUUAACCCAUUUCACCUUAUUUUUAGCUCCUUUUAAUCCCUUUUUUAUCCCUGCAUUUCCCCCCAAUUUUAUCCCUAUUUUAACCCUUUAUAAUCCCUAUUUUUAACCCUUUAUAAUCCUUAUUUUAACCCUUUAUAAUCCUUAUUUUAACCCAUUUUUAGUCCCUAUUUUAACCCAUUAUAUCCCAAAUUUUAACCGAAUUUUAACCCUUUAAACCUCAUUUAAUCACUUUCUUUUUACAUUA
This is a messenger RNA of Passer domesticus (house sparrow), 3115 nucleotides long. RefSeq names its product cilia- and flagella-associated protein 45-like. NCBI's taxonomy places the organism in Eukaryota, Metazoa, Chordata, Aves, Passeriformes, Passeridae. The record is from RefSeq and is a predicted model, not a curated record. The transcript has 14 exons. Bases 1 to 2472 code for a protein of 823 amino acids.